Messenger RNA from Microcebus murinus (gray mouse lemur), 3569 nucleotides. NCBI's taxonomy places the organism in Eukaryota, Metazoa, Chordata, Mammalia, Primates, Cheirogaleidae. The record is from RefSeq and is a predicted model, not a curated record.
CUGGGCGCCGACCGGGAGAGAGGUGCGGAGUGUGCGCCGUGGGCCUACCACGCCGCCAAGGAGGCGCCGCGGAGGGCAAGGCCGGGCCCCUGUCCCCGCGCAGGCCCUGCCCCGGAUUUCUGAACCCGCGCAGGCUGAGGCUGAGGGUCUCUGUCCCCACGCAGGCCCUGACCCGUUUCUGCCCCCACGCAGGACGACGCCAAGGGUCUCUGUUCCCGCGCAGGCCUUGUCCAGAGUUUCUGUCCCUGCACAGGCAGCUGCUGAGGGUCGCUGCCCCCGCGCAAGUCCGGCCCCAGGAAUGUUUCAGACGUUUAAAGAAUGGUUCUGGUUGGAAAGAUUCUGGCUUCCUCCAACAAUAAAGUGGUCAGAUCUUGAAGAUCGUGAUGGACUCAUCUUUGCAAAACCUUCUCAUUUAUAUAUGACAAUUCCAUGUGCUUUUCUCUUUCUGAUUAUCAGACAUUUAUUUGAAAAAUUUGUUGCUUUACCUCUAGCAAAGGCAUGUGGCGUUAAAGAUACAGUUCGAAAGAUUGUACCAAAUACUGUCUUAGAGAAUUUUUUCAAACAUUCCACAAGGCAACCAUCACAAACUGAUAUUUAUGGACUGGCAAAGAAGUGUAACCUGACGGAGCGCCAGGUUGAAAGGUGGUUGAGGAGUCGGCGGAAUCAAGACAAGCCUUGCAGGAUGAAGAAAUUCCAGGAAGCUUGCUGGCGAUUUACAUUUUACCUAAUGAUAACUGUCGCUGGAGUUGCAUUUCUUUAUGAUAAACCUUGGGUAUAUGACCUAAUGGAGGUUUGGAAUGGCUAUCCCAAACAGCCCCUGCUGCCAUCCCAGUACUGGUACUACAUUUUAGAAAUGGGUUUUUAUUGUUCUCUGUUGUUUAGCCUUGGCACUGAUAUCAAGAGGAAGGAUUUCCUAGCUCAUGUCAUCCACCACCUGGCUGCUCUUAGUUUGAUGAGCUUCUCUUGGUGUUCUAAUUAUAUUCGCAGUGGGACCCUUGUGAUGGUUGUGCACGAUGUAGCUGACAUUUGGCUGGAGUCUGCUAAGAUGUUUGCUUACGCUGGAUGGAGGCAAACUUGUAACAUCUUGUUUUUCAUCUUCUCUGUCAUGUUUUUCAUCAGCCGCUUCAUUAUUUUUCCCUUCUGGAUUUUAUACUGCACGCUCAUUCUGCCCCUGCAUUACCUCGAGCCAUUCUUUUCGUACAUCUUCCUCAACCUCCAGCUCAUCAUCUUGCAGAUCCUUCACGUUUACUGGGGUUACUACAUCCUGAAGAUGCUCAAAAGAUGUAUAUUCACGAAGAACAUCCAGGAUGUGAGAAGUGACAACGAGGAUGAGGAGGAAGAGGACGAGGAAGAGGAAGAGGAGGAAGAAGAAAAAGAGGCUACCAAAGGCAAAGAGAUAGACUCUUUGAAGAAUGGCCUUGGGGCCGACAGGCAUCUCAUUCCCAAUGGUCAGCAUGGCCGUUAGCUUGAAGCCCAUAUAACUCCCAUGGCACAGUGUGCUGCAGGGGCUGUUGGAAGCAUGGAAUGAUCCUCCAUUCAUUGCUGAGGCCUAGAGGACCCAUAGAGAUCCCAGACCCCAGAUUUUGCCCUUACCUCUUUCUAACCCCCACCUUCCCUCCUACCUAAGAUGUGUUUAACAAACCGUUGUUAACUUACGUUGAAAUGUUAAAUAUAAGCGUGCCCAUGGAUUUUACUGCAGUUAGGACUCAGACUGGUCAAAGAUUUCAAAGAUUUCUCCAGAGAACCGUUUCAGUUCUAAUUGCAUUCCUUCAUGCAUUUGACUUUUUCAGGAGUUCAAUUUGUUGUAGGCCCUUUCACCUUCUCACCUUGCCUAUCCUCAGGAUGGUUGGAUAAGUACUAAGUAAACCCACUUUUUCCGGGUGUGUUUUACCACAAAGAGUAGCUCAUUUCCCAAAAAUGAGUUAGAAGUGGCAAUGGAACAGAGACAGAAAGACCAAGCCAGGAGACAGGGCUCCAGGGUUCUAGGACCACUUCCUACCUAAGCAAAUUUAGGUGCUUAUCUCUACAAUGCAGAUGGUAAUCCCUGCCUUGCCACAUCACAGGGUUAGAGUAAGGAUCAAAUGAGAUAGCAGAAGUGAAAGUGUUUUUUUGUCCACUGUGGCAGUAUUGUUAAUGGGCCCUUUUUGUACUAUGAUUCCAGCUCUAUUUAGGAGAGAGAAACCUGGCUAACCUUGGCAUUGAAUGAGCCUGAAUGAAAGGCACAAUCUUUAAAAAAAGUCCCUCUUAAAUGCUUCUGGAAAUACCUGAAAAUGAAAAUUCCAAGAAGGCUAUUUCCAUUUUAUUUGGUAACUAUUUAUUUGUUGGUUCCAUAAGGAUAAUUCUCAAAUUCCCCUGGAAGUUUCCUUCCUCAGGCCUCAUGGCCAAGGGAAGGGAAUUUGGGCCCUGUUCCUUCUUGUCCUUUGCUGUCUCUCAAUUUUUACUUCUCUAAGAGGGAGGCUUCAUGCUGCUGCCCUGGCCCUCCUUCAGGCCAGCCAAGCUAUCCAGCUCACUGUAUAGGUCCAGCUGGGGCUUCUCUGGGGGGGUCAAACCCAGAUCAGGUUGCUCACUGGGCCACAUCCCCCAGGAAGUCUGAGCCUCUGGGGAAGACUCACAUGUGAGCUGCCAGACCCAAAGGAAAUCUUGGAAACAGAAAAAGGAUGCUACAUGAUUUCAUCUCAGUAUCCAAUUCAAUCAGACUCCAUAACCAUGCAACAGCACAACACAAAAGGCUGAAAAAUACCUCUGAGAAAUGUCCAAGGACAGGUGCUAGAGUCAAUGACAGCUCCCUAGGAGGAGGGAUACAGGCCAGUAGGGCAGUAGCCAGCUCUCCCUCACCCUCCAGAAACAUGUCCCCACCCACUUCGCAGCCUUGUCACUACAGGGACACAUCUUCUGACCACAGUGUACAGGGCCAGCCUUGGAGACUGCUCAGGUGCUCACAAACCAAGGGAGGCCAAGCCUUCAAAGGAAGAGCUUGAGCAGACUAUGCACCCUCCCUUCACCCCCUGCCCCAGUCUCUCAUAUUUGGGUAUGAGAUUUUGGAUUUUCACCCUAUUUUGCUCAGGGGCUUGUAUUAUAAAACCCCAUGGGAGGUCGGAGUGUGGGGACUGGAAAACCAGCCCCCACCAGUGCAGGCUAUAGGGCCCCUUCACUGUACACAGAAAAGAGGCCUGAGUACUUUGCUUUUUAAUAAAAGUACGUUUUAAAAACCUUCAGGCUAAAGAAAAGCAAACACACAAAAAAACUCUUUAGAAUCUUUCUUUCCCAAACAAAAUCUCUUUUUGAAAAGUCAUUAGAAGAAAACCAAGUGUCAGAUUUUCUCUGCAUAAUUUUUGCUUUUAUGAAUACAAUAACAUGCAUUAUAUGUAUAAAGUGAUAUUAUAAAUCAAAAAUGCCUCCACUCACUUGAGGGCAUAGCUGUUCAUUUAUUGUUAUUAUUAUUUUGGUGGAAGAAGAUACUAUUUUUUAUGUUUCCAGUUAACAGACUAUUUUUUCCUUCAUUUAUUUUGGUCUUGUCUCUGUACCAAAUAUCUUCUUGCUUAAGGUAAAAAAUUGUUUGUUUAAUUCUU